This is a messenger RNA of Colletotrichum godetiae, 855 nucleotides long. RefSeq names its product Alpha/Beta hydrolase protein. The record is from RefSeq and is a predicted model, not a curated record. NCBI's taxonomy places the organism in Eukaryota, Fungi, Ascomycota, Sordariomycetes, Glomerellales, Glomerellaceae. Bases 1 to 855 code for a protein of 284 amino acids. Gene Ontology annotation, molecular function: lipase activity. The transcript has a single exon.
AUGAGCCUUUCGGCAUCGUUUGCGGCGGACUCCGCAUGGCCGCUAUGGGACACCGAACCUGUCGAGGGGGCAUUCGAACUCAAUCUUCCACAAGGGACCAUCGAUCAAGGAGUCGUCAGAGCAGUCUCAAGACCAUGGGUGUUUGGCUAUAAACCGACAACGAAGCCCAACGGGCGCGCGGUGCUCAUUCUGGGCGGCGGCGGUUACAUUGAGCUCAUGGUUGGCCGCGAAGGUGUCGCCGUCGCACGCUGGCUCGCUUCCCUUGGCUUCGAGGCCUUCGUACUUGUGCACCGAUUCCCGACAGCCGAAACAGGACCUCAAGCUCCAGUCGACGAUGCCAGACAGGCGUUGCGUUUGAUCGAAGAAAAGAAGGCGGCGCCGGCGGGUUUGGCAGUAUGCGGCCUGUCCUCUGGCGGACACCUUGCGUCCGCGUUGCUAGCCGAGUACCCGGCAUCGUGGGCGUCUUCUUCCGGGGCACCGGUACCGAAGCCGGAGUUUGCCAUUAUCGGAUACGGACCUAUCUCUACCAAUGCUAAGGGGCACACCAUCGUUCCCAACAAGGCGCCUCUCGACCCGCCGGCGAAACAGGAGCUUUACGAUGUCGUCAUCCCCGAUCAGCAGAUUUUGCGCCCGGCGCCGCCGACUUUCAUCGUGUAUUCUGCCAGCGAUCCCGUGGUGCCUGUAGUAAACGCAUACCGGCUUGCGCAGGGGUUGCAAGCAGCGGAUGGAUCUGUCGAGCUCCACGUUUUUGCUGACGCGCCCCACGGCUUUGCUUUGGACACUGAAGGAUUGCCGGUUUCGAAAUGGCCGUCUCUGGCUGAGGCGUGGUUACGGCAGAAAGGAUAUCUGGCAUAA